GCCGCCGCCGGGCCCAGGGGCAGCGCGGAGCGGCGCGGAGAUGGUGCCGCUGGUGCGGGGCGCCGGGGGCUCCCACCAGUGGCUGGCGGCCGUGCUGCUCGGCCUCUGCUGCCUGCUGCCCGCCGGGCGACUCGCCGCGCCGGGAGGGGACUUCCCCGGGGCGGCCGCGGACAGCCUGGUGGUGCGGAAGGGGGACACGGCCGUGCUCAGGUGUUACUUGGAAGAUGGAGCUUCCAAAGGCGCGUGGCUGAACCGCUCGAGUAUUAUUUUUGCUGGCAGUGACAAGUGGUCGGUGGACCCUCGAGUUUCCAUCGCGACAGCGAACAGGAGGGAGUACAGCCUGCAGAUCCAGGACGUGGACGUGACAGAUGACGGUCCCUACACCUGUUCUGUGCAAACCCAGCACACUCCCAGAACAAUGCAGGUGCACCUCACUGUGCAAGUUUCUCCGAAGAUAUUUCGUAUUUCGAGUGACAUCGUUGUGAACGAAGGCAGCAAUGUUACUCUGGUGUGUCUGGCCACCGGGAAACCAGAGCCCUCCAUCUCUUGGAGACACAUCUCUCCAUCUGCAAAACCAUUUGAGAGCGGGCAGUACCUGGACAUCUAUGGAAUUACAAGAGACCAGGCUGGGGAGUAUGAAUGCAGUGCAGAAAACGACGUCUCAGUCCCAGACGUGAAAAAAGUAAAAGUAACAGUAAACUUUGCCCCCACAAUUCAGGAACUUAAAUCCAGCGGAGUGAUGCUCGGAGGGAACGGCCUCAUCCGGUGCGAAGGCGCGGGCGUUCCUGCCCCGGUCUUUGAGUGGUACAGAGGAGAGAGGAAACUGAUCAGUGGUCAACAAGGAAUAACUAUUAAAAAUUAUAGCACGAGAUCACUUCUUACUGUUACCAAUGUGACAGAAGAGCACUUUGGCAACUAUACCUGUGUUGCUGCCAACAAGCUUGGGAUGACCAAUGCCAGCCUGCCUCUCAACCAAAUAAUUGAGCCUACUACCUCUAGUCCUGUCUCAAGCCCAGCUCCCAGUACGGCCCAGUAUGGGAUCACCGGGGACGCCGAGGUCCUGUUCUCCUGCUGGUACCUUGUGUUGACACUGUCCUCCCUCACCAGCAUAUUCUACCUGAAGAACAUCAUUCUGCACUGAGUGUAAAGAACCCUAAAAGGCUUUUAAGGAUUCUCUGAAAGUGCUGAUGACUGGAUCUGAUCUGGUAGAGUUUGUUAAAAGCAGCGUGGGAUAUAAUCAGCAGUGCUUGCGUGGGGAUGAUCGCCUUCUGUAGAAUUGCUCAUUAUGUAAAUACUUUAAUUCUCCUCCUUUUUUGAUUAGCUGCAUUACCUUGUGAAGCAGUACACAUUGUCCUUUUUUAAGACGUGAAAGCUCUGAAGUUACUUUUAGAGGGUAUUAAUUGUGAUUUCAUGUUUGUAAUCUACAGGUUUUCAGAAGCAUUCAGUCAUGGUCUGCUGAACUGCAGGCCGUAGUUUACAGAAAAAAAAAAAAGGAGAAUAUUGCAGUAAAAUGGGCUUCUUUAAGGCUGCAAUACAACAUUUGGUUCCCUCCUCAAAUAGCACUCUCACAUGUACACAGGAACGUUUUUUUUUUUCUUUUUAUUAAAAAAAAUCAAAUAAUAUUGCCUUCAAAAUAUUUCUUCGGAAUAUUACACAUAUCUAGAUUUUCUUCCAGCAUGAUAUUCAGGUUUCAAGAAUGAGCCUUGUAUUAUAACUGCAUUGUGCAGUACUGCUUUUUGGUUUCUUCCUUUUUCCUGCAAAUUCAGCAUGGGUGUGCCUUCAUAAAACACUAUUUUCCUCUUCCUCUCCAACAAAUCUGGAAUGUGCUUUGGGAAAUGCUACAGCAUCCUUUUGAGCAUAACCAAUCUCUAAGUGAGGAUGAAGGUGCUAUUGGUCAGGGAGAAUGCCGCCUCUCCCAUCUCCAGUGGGUAAUGGAACUGCUUCAGACAUAUCUUUUUAGGCAAUCAGACAAGGAUAGCACCGAUCCCUUUUUAUUUCCCCCCUACUAAGCGGUGGACGAUCUGCAUUAAGAACGAGUUUCCCCAUUACAAAAUAGAACACAAAUUAUUUUGAGACAUCUCUUGAAUGUAAGAAGGUUUCCCGUAGUCGUUCUAAAUCAGAAUUCCCAAGUGGUUGUAAAUGUGAGCAGCUGAAUCAUCCCUUUUGUAUUACUGGCAGAAAUACGAUGCGAAUUGGUAUUUUUCUUGCACUUAAUUUUGUACUGGUUUGGCUAAUUUAGCAAUGAUAAAGGAUGCUUUUAAGUAUUAGAUAUCUGAAAAUACAUGAAGUAUCAAGCAGAAUUUUAUAUAUAUACAUAUAUAUAUAAAAAAUACAGAUAUAUAUUAAAACGAGGUUGCUCCAAUAACUGUACUGAAGUGCAUGCUGCCAUCAGUGAUGCAUCCACAGGCAGGACUUCAUUCCUGAUGUACACACAUUGUACAAAUAGCUUACCACAGCAGUUUAGUCAUCAUACACGAUCUCCUAGGACUGCAGUCUACCAAAAUAAGACUCUCAUUAAACUCAAUGAAGGAUCAAGUUUCAAAAGAGCAUCUAACAGCACUAUUUUUUCUAAGCAGCCCAUACUACAUCAGUGCAAAAUGUUGCUGCAGUUUACAGCUGAGUUUAAAAGUGCCAUCCUUGUAAGUUGCUGGGACAUGACUGUGUGCAGCAGCCUUAGAACACAUCAUCUCCUAUUGACCCCCAGUAGAUGCUGAUGUGGUUAAAGAAACAACAGCUGACGACAUGAAUAAUAAAGCCAUUACAGAAGUACUGCAUUCCCUCUCCUAACAGUAAGGCUUGUGGUUAGCAAUACCAGAUGAGUGUUGUGCCUACGCAGCAGUUCCAAAUACCCCCGUUUCUGAAAAGGCAAAUUCAGAGUUUGGUUGGACUCGCUGUGUACUGUCCCAUGCUAAAGCAGCACAGACACAACAUGCGGUGAGGCUGUUGCAGUUACUGAUGAGCCCGGGUGCACAAAGUGAGAUGUGUUGACUCCAAAAUACGGCAAUAAAAUGUCCUCGGUCUGCUUGUGUUCAGUGGCAGGUUGUGCUAUUUCUAUCACGUCGUUUGCAGCUGCAUGCUGAGCUGUGGCCAUUUUCAGAAGGGUGGCAUUUCUGUAAAGCCUUGAAUAAUGUGACCAAAUUCGUUCUUGAAGGAAACGGUUUAAAGCCAACUCAAAUUGUACGACACGCAGCCCUUAUAUUCUGCUCUCCCUUGUAUUGCAGCUUUAAAGUGCCAUAUUUUAUAAUCCGUCUGUUGGAAAUAGUGGUGCUGCAGAAAAUAUCACGUCAGGGCAGUCUUGUGAAGAAGGCACAGGGGUGUGUGUAACCCAGCUGCUCCUCGUAUGGAUGUGAGGUGUGGCUGUGCUGGGGCUGGGACCAAUUGGGCAUUUCCAUUAUGAUUUUAUUUCGGUGAUUCCUGGCAUCUGAAACGAUCCCAGCAACAGAAUGGAAUGAAAGGCAGCUUUAUUAAACAUGAAGAAGAGGAAGUAUUGGCUGUUGGCAGACAUAGAACCACUGGGUUAUGUGGGCAAGGCUUUCAGUCCCAUUAAUUCUCCCUUAAAUUUGUGGGUACGUUUUUGUUGUCAGUUCCAAAAAGGAAAAGAGCCCACGAACAUUUGUGGGUGCCAGUAGCAGUUUGUCAGACACAGGAGGUGUCUGAGCACUGAGCAGAGCCGUGUACUUGGAGUGCGUGGGCUCACAGCCCCAUGUGCCCCAGUGCCAGCAGAGCUGCCCCUCGGUGUGCAGCCAACGUGGGGCGCGGGUGCUUGGCUUCAUGCUCCUGCCUUGAAAGAUACGAUAUGUGGAGUCAAACAAGCUCAGGUUCUGGCAGGAUCAGAGCCCUAUGCAGCAUCGAUCUCGUAAAGAACCUGAGCUCUGUGGUUAAUCUGUUCUGUGUGGUAAACCUAAUAGUGCAGUUUGGGACUUGCUGGGAUGUCCUUCCAGCAUGGGCUGUGCAGGCUGCUGCAAGCUGAAGGCCACAGCACUGGGCAGAGCCCAUUCACUCUUUAGUUUGUGGGGUGUGUUUGCUUUAGGCAGCCGUCGGACCGUAUGUGCUGUGCUUCUUGGAAUGGUUGACCCGUUCUGUUCAUCUCUGUUGGUCAAAUCGUAUUCUAUUUAUUCCCACCUUUAAAAAGUGAAAAAUAAACGGCUUAGCUCCAAGCAGUAUAACCGAAUACGUAUAUUAAGAUCACUGUCCACAUUGGAAAACCCGAGGUGUCUAAUGCUGUAAGUUCCCACUCGUAUGGUAACUCAGGGCUGCUAAUUACCAUUGCAUCGGUGACGUGAGCAGCAGCACCAAUGCUCAAGCAGUAGCAUUGCUGAUCAGGAUAUUAUUCUAUUAUGGAAUCAACGUAACUUCUUGAACAAAUGCCAUUUCUCAAGGUUUAUAACCUGGCAGGAAGUGUAUUCAUCACUGCUAGACAGCUUUUUUUAAACUUUUCAAUAUAUAUAUUUUUGUUAGAAACUGUGCUGUUUUUUAAGAUACAGGGGUGUUAAACACCAUCACCAGGAAAAGCUGCUUCUUUGCACAUUUUCCAAGUUAGCAUUCUAGACCAACUGUGGUAAAUGUUACCCUUACCAAAAUCUCUUCUUAUUCCACGUAGGUGUGUUAUAAAGAAUGUGUAUACCAAAAUAUGUAUUUACAUGGAUGAACAAUAUGCCUUAAAGACUCAGUGUGCAUUUACUUCCAAGACUGGACCAGGUUUGUGCCCAGCCUGGAGGUAAAUAAUCCAUACUCCAUAGCCUGCCAUGGGAGAUUUCAUUUCUUCAGAAAAUAAUAACUAAGAAAAAAAAAAAAAAAGGAAAAUUCAGUUUCUUUUCCAAGAACCUUAACGAAUUUCUAAAUUCUGGCAUGAUCUGACAUAUGUGAGGAAGUUUAGGAGAGGGGUGAAGCUUUAGCUCUAGCCCUAGCAGUGAGCAGCCUGUUUGCAGUGUUGUGCCAGCAUCAGGCACUGCCAUAGAGACCUCAUUCCUGUGCCAAGGCCAGAGGCAGCCCUGUCCCUGUCCUCAUCCCUGUCCUCAUCCCCGUCCCCAGCCCCAUCAUGGCCAAGCCAUCAAGUCAGCACUGCCUGUCCUCCUCCUUGCCCCCGCUGGGGACCAGCACACCCAUAACCCCACCUGUGCCACAGCACAAAACAUUCUUUAACACCAUAAACUGAUUAACAAAAAAAAUCAUAAGUGAGAAAUAUAAAUUCUUCAUUUAGCCUUAACAGUGAGUAGAUAAAUAGUUGGAAGGAGGAGUUUACUCUGCCUGCAUGUUGAUGCAGUGGACACACAAUCUGGAUUGGCUUCAAUUUUUGGUUGUGCCUGGUGUUCCUCACUGAGCAUGGAGGGAAGGCAGGGAGCUCACUGCGGUCAGGGACACCCAUAGCACAGCUGGACACAGCCCAGGCUGCGGCAGGAGGGGUUCGGGACAGCCGGGGUGGAUUCUCAGGGACUGCUGCUCUGAAAUUGUCCCUCAGCAAAGGCAGGGAGGCCUCACCUUCAGCACUGAGCCAACACCUGUUUGCUCCUACAGCCUUCUGCCAACUUCAGACCUAAUUCUUGAAGGGCUCAGAGGUUCCUUUAUGUUAGAAAAUCCUUGUGUUAAGAAUUGCAGACCCAUAUUUUCACAUCCUAUAACCUUAGUUUCCAGCCCUCUAUCUUUUAAAGAACAUGGAGCUUUCGUGACAGCUGGUGGGAUUGAGUCUGUACUGUAGGACAAGCUGCAGGGCUGAUCUGUGAGGCUCUGGGUGCUGACCUGCCUCCUGCUGUGCUCACGGGACCAUUGGGCUGCCAUGCCAUCAAGUCAUCAGGCCAUGGAGCCAUUGGGUAAUCAGACAUCAUGGCAUCGGACCUCCACCCAUGGGGCCAUGAAAGGCCAUUGGGUGAUGAGCCAUCAUGGUGCUGGGUCAGCAGGUCACCAUGCCAUCAGGGUGUAAGGCUAGCGGGUCAGCAGAGCAGCUGCCAAGGGAUGUGCCGACUGCUGGCCCUGUGCCGGUGUCCUGGUGGCUGUGGGCUGUCAGUGAUUCCACAGGGCUCCCUCUAAGCUAUGCCACCUCCUGUCCCUAGGACAGGAGAGGAGCAGCAGGAACCUUCCCUGUGCUGCUGCUCAGGCAGACCGAGGCACUCAGCAAUCCAGUGGGAGCACCUCUGAACCAAUCUGCAAGUAGUAAUGCAAAGUAACACAGCUGAAAGUCAUUUUACUUGUGGUCACUUUGAUUUCCUGGUAGCUCCUCAUGUAGCCUCUGUGGCUGCUGUGCCAGCAGGUACACCUGAGCCCCAUUAGAGGAACAAAUUCCAUGUGUGCAGGAAGCCAGCAUUUGGUGAGGAGCAGCCAGGGUUGUGCUGCUGCUGCAGACACAGGAAUUUCCCCUCUUAUCUUCCAAAUAUAAAAGCAUUUAUUAUUCCUCCAAACCUUUAUGCUGCCAGAGAGAAAAUGCCCAUAAUGAUGACAUAUAUCAUAUUUGGUAUCUAGAGGGUGAAACUUCUCCUCUCCUAACACACAUCCAUCCUUCUCUUUAUUAUUUUUCAGCCAAAACCAAAACACAAUUCGCACAUUCCAUGAUGCAGUUUAUGUGCAAUAACACCAGCUUUUCCACUUAUCAAAACCAUUAUAGUCAUAAGCACAUAACUCCCAUUAACCUCAGUGACAGCGACUUAAAUGUGAACCACAAGUGAGAGUAAACCUUAAAGAUGUCAUUUAACAGCAGCAGCCUUGUUUUCUGGUAUGUGUCUAAUGGUGAGAUGGAGGCUCAUUUCUUCCCCCCUGUACCUUCCUGGUUUUUCCUCCUGAUGCAAAGUGCCCUUUCCCCACCUGCAGUGCGGUCGGGUUGGAGGUGCGGUGGUUGGGAUGUGCUUUGUGCUCACAAAGCAUCACCUCAGGCAGCAGCACCCAGCAGUGCCUGGGCAGCCCACGCCGUGCUAACGAGGCAGCUCCAUGCUGCAAUUCCAGCUUUGUAGCAGCUCUGGGAGGUAGCACAGUUCAUUAGGCUACAACAGCUUAAAGAUGUUAAAAGGACUGGUUUUCCUCUCUCAUUUAAGCACGUUGGGUUGCUCUUCCACGGAACUUUGAAUUCACUGUUUUCUUCAUUAACUUUGACCUUUUUACAUCUAUUAUGAUAAGAAAAAAAUAGAGUUAGCUUUAGAGCAAGCUACUGCAAACUCACUUCCCCCAGGCUUCUACGAAGCCUGGUGCAGGAAAGCCACCAUUUCCUAUACUGAUAGGAUUUAAGAUUAGCGAUACCAAGCUGCUCUGAGUUGUUCCUCACUUACUCUCAGCUGGGCACAGGCCCCUUUCACCCAGUGCCUAUGGGCAGCAGAACACAGAGGGGCACACCAGGCUGCCGGGGCAGCUGCCAUUUGCUGUGGGAUAUUUGUGUAAAUCUGAAACAGCUGAGGACACAGCCAUGGGCUUUAGCCAUAGGUGAGCAACAAGCCCAGUUAAGGAGAGCGAUGGUCCCAGUCCCACUACUCCAGAUUUCCCCAGAUAAUCUUUACCAACCAAGCAUGGCUUAGGUCUAUGGGCUGCAAACUUCAAUGCUGUGACAGUAACUGGGAGCGUUUCCCCUUUUCCCCUUCUCUUUCCAGCCCAGUCCAGCCCCGCUGUGCUGCUGGGAUGCCCAGCUCUUCCCAGCUGCUGUCCUCUCCUUUUUGGUGCAAACCAACAAGCAAUGUGCUGCUCUGCUGCCUGUGCGUCCCAUCUUGUUGGGGUUUGUUUCCCAUGUUCCUUGUUACCUGAGUGCUGGGGGGUGCAGCUUCACCUCUCUGCCUGUGAAAUACCCAAUGGAAGCGCACCCGAGCUUCAGCACAACGUCCCUUUUGCCAUGGGAGUCCGGAUUGGUGUCUCAGCCUUUGUCUCAGUGCCUUACACACCUCCUGCAGGGCAGCGCGGUGCUGCGUCCCACUGCUCCCAGGAGAGCGCCGCAUUCAUCCUUGGCCAUUUAAAUGUGUUCAUUUUUCUGACAGACUGUGAUCUUGAGAUUGUAGUUCCUCGCUUCUUCAUCACGUGGAAGGUUGUGAGAAGUAAUUAUUUUAGCAUAUGGCGAGAUGUGCAAUUAUUACCGCUAGGCUCUUCAUCGAAGGCAAUCUGCUUUAGCACGGCUCUCCCGUGAGCGCUGGCAGCUCAGGGCUCGGCCAAUUCCAGCACAGAAAGCAGCAGCCGCCCCCCAGACAAGUCCUUAAUUUCUAAUUCCUCCCGAGAGCCGUGACACUGCUGUUAAUGGCAAAUAAUAACGGCCACGGGACGGAGCCUUAAAGUGAAUCACAAUAGCUAGAUGUCACGGGCUAUUAAUUGAAUAAUUGCUUUAAGUCAUUGUAUUCAUGAUUUUGGUUAUGAAGGCAUUUUAUCUAUAGUUAAUGCUCACGCUCUUAGCAAACCUGUGACUUGUGAAAAGCACCUUAAUGUUCCAAUAAAUCAUGGUGCCCAUGGCAGGAUUCCCUCGCGCCUUACAGGCAGCAAGGUGGGUCCCUGCAGUGUGACAGGGAGGGCAAGAGGCACAAGUCAGGCAGUAGGGAACGGAAUGGCCACCAUGGGCUGUGUUUGCUGAAGGCAGGGAUAGCAUGCUCAGAGAAAAGCCAGGCUGUGUGCAGCUCCCGCAGCAGCCCUGCCCUUUCUGCUGCCCAGGAGGCAGGUCUGAGCUCACAGGUGGCAUUCGUGCCCCUGUCCACCUCCACAGUGGGUCUGUGUGCUAUUGGGAGGGCCGGUGCUCCCCAUGCAUAGCUCCCAGCUUUAAGGCAGGAGCAGAUAUGCAAAUGUGCUCAGCAGAGCACUCCCGCAGAUGUUCUUAUUUAAAACAACCUGAACCCACCUAAAGUAAUAACCCAAAAACUGCCUCGCCGCUCCCAUACGUUCUGAGUCACUGCUGCAGAACACCACAGGAAUAUUAUUUUUAUAAGAGCAAACCAUUUGCUAAAUAAGCCACCUGUUAAAUAAACACUCCCUCUCUCCAAAUAUUGCUGUUUUGUUUUCCAGACUAUGCACAAUCUGGAUUUAUUUUAGAUGAGAAAAGAUAAUCGCUAAAGAAAAAAACCUGUAUUUUGACUAUUUGAAACCAUCCAUCUUGAGCACACAUCUGCUCCUCCACACGCUGGCAGAGCGCUUACAUUAACGAGAAUCAUCGUUCCAUAUUCAGCCGGGAGCUAAUGAACUUCUAUCAUCAGACCACGGCACUCAUCAUUUAUUUUAACCUCUCCAAGCCUUCCAUUGUUUCCUAUCUGCCCGGCUUGGCUUGCCAAGACAGGUGUCCUCUCACAGGGACAGAGGGCAGCUCCAGUCUCACUGUGCCAUCACCUUUUCCAUGCUUCUAAAGCCACAAUGAGCAUUGCCUCACCUCUGGCAGUGUGGCUAUUGCUGCUGAGUUCUCCACCCCAUGGCCACAUGCACUCAGCAUCAGCUGCAGGGAAUUCAUGUGGGAGGGAUUCACUGUUUUCUGGGAUUUGGGUCCAUCAGGGUCCCAAAAGCCACAGAACAGCUCCCCAGGCACUACGACGUUCUUCCCCUGUUCCAGAGGUGGGAGGGCAAUGCUUGCAGACUGGCUGCAAGGAGCUCCAUGCAUCUCAUGUGCAUGCAGACAUCAGUGGGGAUUUCAGAUGGCUUUGGCAGAUUGUGCAUCCUCGGGUCUGCAAUUAAUAGCUUGUUGCAAGUAAUUAUGCAGCACAGACGGAGGCUUGCAGGUCAGGUGUGAGCCGUGCCAGCACAGCGUCCCCCUGCACUGCUGAGAGCACUGCUGAGUGCUCUGCUGCACUUUGCUUUCCUGCAAACCAGUGGGCACGGCCUCCCGGCUGCUGGCAGCACAAACAGGCAGGGAUCGCCUGAGGGCAUAAGUGUGGCCAGAAGGAUGCAUUGCCAGUGUGAGUUCGUAACCAACUGCAGGCACAGAGCGGGACAAAACUGCUUCUAAAUCAGCCCCGUAUGCCCUGUUCUUUUCCCUUUGUAAUAAUGAACCCGCUGCCAUUUUGCAUGGCCACAUGUGUUUCCCUGCUCUUUGGCCCUCAGCACCUUGGCUCGGGCACCUUUAGCUGGUGCUUUUCCCACACAUCUGAAUAACACAGCAGCAAAACCAUCAGCAUGCAGACCUCACCUUCCCAGCCAGCAGCCUUCUCCUCAGGGCUCAGAGCUCAGCAGCCAUGGGCUCACCAAUGUCUGUCAAACAUGACAUCACUGAGUCACUCUGUGACUUUCUCCCAAGCACUUUCAUGCAUCUUUCCUCUGCUGCAAAACCUUAGGAGAUUUCACAAAGCCUGUACUACUCGUUUCCUUUUAAGUGCAGCCCACAAAUUAAUGGUGCCUGUUAAUUAGGCAGCUAAACCUGAAGGAAAAAAAACCCUAAGGAGAAAAAGAAGUAAUGCUUCUCAUUUGAAGAUACUGUGCUGCAAAACACAUUAAAGACAUGAGCCAGCUUUUAAUAACUAAGAGACGCUUUAAUUAGAGUUGACAUAUGAACCGAGUACGUGUGCCAGGCCCAGUGCGGGCUCACAUACGUGUGUAGCCUACAUAGGGGUGUGUGUGGGUUACAUGCACGUGGGUGAGCGGUGCAGGGGACCCCAAAGAGGAUGCUGGCUUUUGAACCUCUGUGCUCUUUGAUGAUUAACAGAGGGAAUCAUACAAUCACAGAAUCAUAGAAUGACCUGGGUUGAAAAGGACCACAAUGAUCAUUGAGUUUCAACCCCCUGCUAUGUGCAGGGUCACCAACCACCAGACCAGGCUGCCCAGAAGGGAAGAACAAUAUUUUGCAUACCUGAGUCUCCAUUACUCUAAGAGCACUGGUGCAAAAAGAAGUUAAUUUGGAACUAUUGCAGCCAUCAUUAGGAAAAAAGUUGCAUCCAUGCAGGACAGACCCUUCCCUUCCCUCCUCAUCUCAUCCUGGUCCAUGUAGAAAUCCAGGAUUUGUGGCUCUCAAAGAAUAGACUUUAAAUUUCUAUACUCACGUCAGGGCAGCAUUAAAUAUUAAAGCGAGAUAUUAAAAUUUCAGAGAGCCUAAAUUAAACCUGAGGUAUUCAAAAAUAAGUGUUCCUGCAUAUUUAAUACUAGAGAUCUCGUAAUUAACUUUAGAAAUCUCUCAUGUUAAGAAAAUGAGGAGCUGCCUAAAAACCAGUGACCACAGCUGUGACCUUCUGGGCACACGCUGGGUCUGCUAUGGAGCAGGCACGGAUUUGUUAGCAGGCUGGAAGCAAAGUAAGCCAGGGAGGACGGGGUCUGUAUGUCCCUGGAAGGUCUUCACUGCCCAUAGAGUGACCAGCAGGGUAAGCCCAGUGCUCGGCAGGCUGCUUGCCCAGCUGAGUGGGUACCCCAGCACAGGGCAUUGAGGUGUUUUUUCUGCCUUCACCUGAGUUCCCAGGGCUGUGAAAUAGCUCUAUUUAUCUCAUGGUUCCUUGAGAUAUAAAGCCUUAUAUAAGCACCUGAAUUUAUUAUUCUAAUGCUUUCGUCCCUUGUGUGCUGCUAUAAGUGGGAAGUUGCAUUAAAUCAAUAGUAUGCCACAUUUUUAGGUCUCUCCAAGGAUUUGAGUGUAGCAAAUAAGGCCACAAGUCCUGCAGGUACCAGCAGCAGCAGCCAGCUCCUACACCGUGUGCUGAGCCCUAAGGGCUGAGUGGUUGUGCCUCUGCUUAAAACUGCAUAAUAGUAUUCAAUUAGCAGAGGCUGUGCCCCGGCUCAUGAGCACUGGGCUCUGCUCAUCCUGCUUCCACAGAUGCAGGUGAUUUUAUCAUCAUAGCCUUUUGUGUCUGUGGAAAUCAAGUCGAGAUCGCCAAAUGCCCUCCCACAGAAGAACAUAGCUCUGUGACAAUGGGCAGGCUCAAGGUUAUGGACACUGAUUUAACAUUGGCAAGUUGUCCAGUCAAAGUAAAUACGCUUUUCAUGUGCCUAUACAAAAGCUGCUCCACUAAUAUGACAGAAGAAGUCACCACCUUUGUCAAUGGCAACACCAAAUGACUGCCCCGUGUCACACAGCAGCUGGCACACAUCUCUGUGGGCAGGGUGGGCAGUGAGGCAGCAUCCCAACAGCACCCCAACAGCACGCCCUGGUGCAGGGCUCCCAGCAGCGCCCUGGGGACCCAGGCACAGCCCACAGUGCGACCCAUCUGCGGGCUGUGAUUUGUUAGGAUGGCUGCUAACUUGCAGUACUCGAUUUCGGAGGGUCACUCGGUACAACAGCAAACCACUCGUUCCCAGCAAAAUGUCAGAUUAUGGAUGGAGGGGAAGAGAAGAGGCUUGGAGAGAUAAAACCAUAUACUGACAAAACAAUAAAGGAAAAAUCAAUCUUUAUGACAGAUGAGAGAAGAGAUUUACAGUGUAAUCAGAAAGCACAAAGAGAUUCAUGGCUUGCCAGAAUGGUAUCCAGGCAGCAUUACUCUAUAGAUGGCAACACAAUCGCACUGCCAGAUCUGUUUGUGUUUCUGAACAAAUCUCUCUGUGCGUUCUGUUGGAGUGGGCACCAUAAGCACAGAUCUCAGCGCUCCAUCUGCACGGCGUGCCUCUCCAUGCACAGCUCCACAAUCCUUGGGCUGUUCUGAUGCGAUCAGCUGCAUGGAGCAUGCAUUGCAGCAACGGCAGGAGAUAAGAGCUGCCCGGAGGGAGAGUUCCACACGGAGGGAGAGUGCCACACGGCUUCUCUUAGCACAGCCAGAGCAGUAAUUAGUGUGGAAACCAAGGCAGCCCUCCUCCGCUAAUGAGCUUCUGGCUAUCAAGCCAUUGUCUUAAUUUCUAGGCAGUCAGAUAAGAUAUCUUUUAGAUAGGAUCAGAAUGGCCGCUCAGCUAGAAUCCAAAGAAAUCCUGAUCUAUGAGUUUAAUACUAUGUAAAGCUUAACAUAUACUUCAGCCUGAACUGGUUCAGAUUGCCUGGCAUUUUUUAUCUAAAAAGCAAGAAUCACACAGCAAGACCCCGAGGCGAUUUAAUCAUCGGUUGCAGCAAUGGAAAAGCAAAUCCUUUCUUUCUCUCUCUGCAAAACCUCUCCUGCCCUGUGAUGGCCACCCAGGCCUCCAGAGUCCGUCCCCUCCCCUCCAGCGGACCAGGGGUUCUGGGCCGUGGGCUGUGCCCCCAGGAUGGACCUCCUGCCCUGUUGUGCCAACCCCCGCCCCAGGCCAGCAGCAGGCACGGCACUCAGGCUGGGAGCUGUCAGCAGAGCAGCAGAGCCCGCAGCCUUCCGGGCCACGGUCUGUUUGGUGCAACUCACUCCCCUGCUUGGUGUGGCAUUCAGGCCCCAGCCGGGACACCUGCAGCCACUGCACCGUUCCUUACAUCUUGUCUUUGCUCUCAGAAGCUCACGGGCAGCCCAGGGCUCAUGGUAACAACAACGAGAACAAAAUUAGCAGUGAGAUAGGCAGCCAAGCUCAGACCCAGCCAGGAAAACCGUGAUGUUGAGUCUUCUCUUCCCAACAUCUCUCAAAACAUCUCAGAGGAGGGUGUCAAGUGCAGACCCACAGGGAAUCUGCAAACCCUGGCAAUGUGCAAUUGCAAAACAAGGCAUGCACAGGGGUUAAACACACAGACCAGUCUGUAGCACGGAUGUAGGUUUGUAGACACUCUCACCCUGUCAAUUAUUUAAAGAACAUACCAUGUAGAGCACCACAGCAGAACAAGUUAGAGCAGAGACCCAGCAGACUGGUGGUGAGUCUUUCUGACCAUUCCCUCCAAUAACAUCACCAGAGAGCCCUGGCUCUAACAGAAUGACACAAGUUAUGUGGAUGUCAACAGAAUCAUUCAUAUAGUACUCUGAAACUGCACAGCACAGCAUGCAGAAUAGAAACAACUAUGAUACCAGUUAUGCUGUUUACAGAUGGUGAGGAUUAAAUUCAUCCUCCAUGAAGCUCUGCACCACAGUAGCAAUAAAUCAGUUGACUGAUAAAGGCAGCAGCACUGAAAAUUAUGCGAUCUGUUGGCCUAUUGCCUCAGUCAGGAAAACGACAGAGAUUGGAAACCACACAUUCUUCCUUGGUCAGUUUUCCCUUUGCCCCAUUGAAGCAUUGGUUAGCUCCUGCUAUCUGUUCUGUUUAGAAAGUCAGGAGCAGAAAUACAAGCAGAGGAAAACCUUGAAGGCAUCAGGUUGAUGCCACACUGCUGCAAGCAACAGAUGACUGACUGCAAUCCUUAAUUUCCCCAAGACAGUUUCAAAACAAUGAGCUUAUCAUUUUCAAGCCCAGCCAUUUGUGUAUGUCCUUUUCUCCUUUGUUCUCAGGUGGUGGGCAACCAGCAUUUUAUUUUGCACAAAGUUCUUUGGCAGCAUUCGUCCAUAAUCAUCAACAAAAUAAGUUAAUAUAUGUAGGCGACUAUAAUGACAGUAAAUGCAGUGUGGGAGGGAUAAUAUGUGCUUCAUUGUCAAUGCUCACAUGCUGAAUUAAAUACUCUAUUCUGGUUAAAUGCUAAUACACUCCAUGAGCACUUUUCCAUAAACACGUUUUUUAAGUGUGGUAGAAUACAGAAGUGAUAUGAAUUACAUAUUGAUAUAAUCUGAUAUAUGUGAGCUGAAGGAGGGGUGUUUUUCUGCAGCACGUCGCUUGGUACUGGCACUGGCACGAGCUGCAUGAAAAAAGUCUUUGUGAUAAUAUCAAUUCAGCCCUAUGUUGAGUUCACCCAUCAGAACCACAGUAGCAUCAGCCCUCAUCUAUAAAGGAUGCAUUCUUUUCGCAAUGGGUUUGGCCACAGCUGGCCAAAUGACGGGGAUCACUUCAGCUUUAAGCGCCGGUAACUAUCAAUGAUUCCUCUUUUCUGAUAUACUUAAGAUUUUCUCUCUUGUGGUUUGCAUCGCAGCCAUGGGGAGGGAAGCCGAGGGCUGUGAUGCUGUACUGAUGCCUUGGGCAUAACCGCCGCUGGCCCUACGCAUCUGGCUGAUACUUCAAUUACUCUGCUAACACAGGGAAGACUUUAAAGAGCAGUAAACAGCAGCACCCUGAAUUAAUGCCUUGCUUCUCUGCUGUCUGUUUUUCACAAAGAUAUUUUCCUUAGCAAUCCAGAGCAAAAGGCUCAGUAUGGUAUCAUAAGGCAACUCAAAAGAAUAAAUAAGUUCCGCAACACAAAGCUCAGUAUUAAAAAGACAGUGUGAGAACAGUAUCUAAAUGGUAUCACCCAUUUUGGAGCUAAAAAUAGGCUCAGAAUAUCAAGGGAACUUUCAACAAGUAACGUAAGCUGAUUUUAAAGGUGAUCCAUUAGAAGCCAUCAGUCAAGUCUCACUUUGUGCUGAAUGGUGAAACUGGAAUAACUAAAAGAACUUUGCUGCUCCCUGACCCCAAAAAUCCCCAACACCAACGUCAGCCCUAACGAUGGGGCAGCAGCCCAGGCCUGGGGGUCCCAGCAGUGAGGAACAGAGGUGGGGAUGUCACUGGGGGACAAAAUGAUAGAUCAGAGCCCUCUGAUAUGUGACAUGGGUGAUAUUUUCACUACUGAGGGAACAGAGCUCUUCUUUCAUCCUCCUCUCCAUGUAGAUCUCUGCUUUCUAGGCAGAGAUCCAUUGGUAAUCAAUAGCUCCAAGCGUUGUCAAUGAGAUACUCCAUGCAGUAUAAAGUAUAGAGGUCAAAGUGUUAUAUGUUUUUUUAAAAAAAUCAUCAUACAUAGAAUCACAUCACAGAAUGGCCUGGGUUGAAAAGGGCCAUCCUUGGCCCUUCCCAAGGGCCAUUCCCCCUUGUCCUAUCAAUGUCACAAUCAAAAUCACAACCAAAAUCACACAGCCUCCAAUCAAAAUCACAUGACCACUUCCAACCUGCCGGUGGAUUUCCAUAGAUCCCAUGACUAAUGCCCAAUUAAUUCUGACUGUCUCGAGGGUGCUUACUUUUAAUUAUAAACUCCUGCUUUACUUACAGAGUACGUCACCUAUAAUUGCAUAUCUUUCCAAUAUCUCUUGGUCAGAAAAACAAACUAAGCACCAAUCUGAAAGACCUAAAGCUGAAUGCUUCGCGAGCAGAAUUUGGGAAUACAAAGCAAUGGCAGCUCAGAGGUGCGGAAUGCUUUGGAAUGUGGGGACGGGGAGCUGAGGUGCAGUGCUGCCCACAGCCCCGGCUGCCAUGGGAGCCAGCGAGCACUGCCAGCCACAGACAGCCGUGCGUUGUCUCAUUUGUUUCAGAAUUAGCUCUCUUUUCAAUCGAAUGUCAGGACUUAUUGUUUGAACUCCGAUGGGCUGGUUUGCCAAUUAUCAUCAGUGUCUUUUGUGAAGCAGCUUGCCCAGGCUUUUAAAACACAAUUACCAGCCUGGUGCAGCAGAUAGGAUGCCUGUGACAUUUUCGCAUGCUGAAAAUAAAUACGUAAAAUAUAACAAAACAAGACUUUUAUUAGUAACAUACUUCUAGGAAGGAAUGUAAAGUAGCCAUUAGGAAUCCUGCUAAGACCAUUGGUCAUUAUGACAAGAAGGAAAGCAGCUUUCUUAGGGUUUUGAUUUCUUUUUUCUACUUAAUGGGUACUCCCUUUCCACCAUCACCAGCAGACAAUCUUGUCUAUUAACAUUUACUUGGCACUUAUCACUUUUAUAUUUCUUCAUAACCUCAGCAAUUCAAAUAACAUUGCAGCUCUGCUCUGAACCUUUACUUUGGUACAUAUGGAUAAUGAUGUAGCAUCAAAGAUGCCCCCCACCCCCACUGCCAUCACAGAAGCUGCCAGGUGGGGUCAUUUGGCUGAGUCAAUCGUGCACCGUAAACUACAUUUAUACCUCAUCCAAAAGGGUUCAGCAAAAUAGUUGUUGCUGUUUUAGUUCUAUGAAAUCCAUCGUUCCGAGGAGCUCACGUGGAUGGGAUGUGUGCUGUGUCUGCACGAGGCAGCUCCUUCCAGCAGCAGCACUGCUCCGUUCUGUGAGGGCAGAGCCAGGCAGAGGGCUCAGAUGUGUCCCCUUCAUACCCCUACGCUGUAUUUAAUUGACACUCUGUGCGCAGUGCAAAAUCAAUUACAGUGCAGCACCAGAUUUAAAUGCGAUGUCAGUGCAACUGCACAGUUUGGAUUGCCCUCUGUGAAGCAGGGUCAGGCUCUGUUAGACAGGAGCCAAGCAAGAACCAGCCCUGACUUUUCCAAUUAAAACUGGAAUAGCAAAUUAUUAAAAGGAGUCUGCACUAUUUCUAACGGUGAGAAACAGAUGGUAGAUAGGAUGAGUUCCAUAACAACAGCCCAGAGCUGAUCUCUAGGACAAGAGGAGUGAAAUAUGAACACCCAUGGAUGCAACACAGCUAUCAUCAUCCACUUUUUUCUUCUUUCCUGCAGAGCAGAUCUAGCACAGCACAACAUUUGGUGUUACGCCCUGGGCCCACAGUGUUGCACAUCUGUUAAACUUGUCUGCAUAAAGGGUUAGGGUGUGAAAAUCAGAUUUAAAGCAGAAUCCUUCUGUUAGCAUUUUAAAAGCUUUACAGAGAUAACCCAAUCUUAGCCAUGGUACAUCAGCUCUUGGUUACAUGGCUCUGGAAUAAAAACCAUAGUACCAUAGAACUGUUUGAGUUGGAAGAGAUCCUCACAGGCCACCUGGUCCCACCCCCUGCAGUGAACAGGAACACCCACAGCCCCACCAGGUGCUCAGAGCCCCAUCCCUGACCUCGGGUGUCUGCAGGGAUGGGACACCACCGCCUUUCUGGGCACUGUUCAAAAGCUCCGAGUAAACUGAUGAUCCUACCUAUUGGUCGUGCCUCUCAUUCAAAUAAUUAAUGCAGUCAGUAUGGAAACUGACUCAGGUUACAAAGCCAAAUCCUGUUUCAAGCCAUGUGCAGCAGCUUCAUCAUUUAAAUACAUUCUUGCGCAGCAUAUCUAUGACAAAUUAUUUGCUUCCCAUGGCAAGUCUCAGUUUUUAGGCUAAUGAGCAGAUAUCUCACACUCCCUGAUUUGGACCUUCCAUCUCCCCAGCCCCACGUGUACAGCCUUUGUUCUGGCAGGUUUGAUGUGUUUGCCCUUUACACCACUGGCGUUUGCUUCACACUCAGAACAGAGAAUUACCAGGCGGGGCUACAAAAUGGAAGCACACAGCAGUACAGGCUGCGUGCACUGAGAUCUGGAAGUGCUGCACAGCGGGAUUCCUCUUGCAUUUGCGAAAUCACUCAGCAGAAUUACAGCUUUUGCUGGCAAAGCUACUUAAAAGCAAAUAAGGUCAAAAAAGCAUUAAGGAGCCUGAAGGGAAAGCCUGGCAUUAUUCAUCCGUUCAGAACAUAAAGCUUCUGCGUCAACCGCGAGCAGUUACAGUAAACAUUUGUACAACACUUCACCUCCAUAGAUGGGGUGAGCAGAGGGAUUAUUUCUGGUUGGUAAUGUGAUGGUUUCCCUGCGAACCACAAACGAUGGGAGCAGGUGGGACGCUGUGCCUCCCCGUGGCACAGCCCUGCUGCAGCCACAUGCCACGUCCUGGUUAUGGAACCUUCAUGGUUUAUGUGAAGUGAACCAUUCUGAGAUGAGGACAGCAGAAAGUGGAAUUAGGUCCAGUAUAUCUGCCUGUGAACUUCCCAACAUGGUACACAUCGGGCUUCCCAGCUUGUCUCCACUGUGCAGAAAGUGAGGUAGGACCAUGACGUUAAAUAUAUGUAACCAAACGCAAAUCAGCCUCUGAACUGAGGAGCCUGAAUCUCAUCUGGGGACACAGAAAAAGAGAGGAGCUAAUACAAAGCUACUAGAAAGUGUUUCUCACAGUUGACCUUACUGAAGUACUUCCUAGUUACCCAGAGAGAGGAAGCAUGCACAGCACACUCGUGCUCAGGCACAAGUCAUGAGUUCUAAAAAACACAGAUAGGACUGUAUGGAUAGGAGCAAUCCCAGAAGCACACCUUAGCUGUAAAAGAAGUCACCAUUUUUUUUUACCUAGUGCCCAAAACUCGGUUCAGUUUAGAUUGGGUACAUUUGUACUGGUAGCAUUUAUGAUCAGACCAACAAAAUCAGCCACAACAACACGCUCUUAAUGAAUUUCAGAACAGCAAACAUUGAGCUAGCAAAUGUCAGCAGGUGAUGCUGCACUUUAUUCCAGAACAAAUACAAUGUCAUAUCGAUAACAGAAAAACCAACUCCAGCCCUUAUUUGGGCAUGGGCAGUUUUCCUGCAAAUAAACUUGCAUAAAUCACAGUGAAUCAAAGAGUAACACUGAGUGCAAUGCGGGAACACUGCUGUACGAAGUGCCACUCACACCGUGUCGGACUCACAUUCACAUUAUGGAUGAUACCCAUCACACCUUUAUCUGUCUUCUGCUGAUGAAAUUUGUGCUGUGAGUCAAUGUACAGCAUCCGUGUCAAAAGAUCAGAUAUUGUAUUUGUUUGUUUUCUAGCUUGCUUAUGGCUGAUAACAGCAUAAGCUGAGCGAAUCCAAGGAAAAAUAAUUCAUCACAGUGCACUGUUCCCUCCUGCACUGCCUCAGAGACGUUCCCAUCACAAGUGUGAGUCCAACUGCAUCAAAUUCCGCUUAAGCAUCAUCCAUCAGCUGCACAGAGAGCACUUUCCUAAGGCUCCUGUAGGGCUGACGGAGCUGAGCACAUUGGCCAGAGCCCAGCCAGGUCAGCAUUCACCCGACACCCACCUCUGCACUGCUGCCCCUGCCAGGCCCUGCGCUGCAGGGACGUCCCUGCCCUGUGCACCGGGGUCACUGCAGCCCCAGCUGCCACCCGUGGAUAAAUCCAUCCCCACAGUGACCCUACAGACAGCCCCAGGGGUUGGGUCACCUCUCCCUGCGCUCAGACCCCUUCUGUUAAGGAUUGCAUCUAACACUAGAAUCGGGUUAUGGAUUGUACACCGUGUUACAAUUAGAAAGCGAUAUGCAUAGAUAUAUAUAUACUAACCUUUUUUAGUUGUUUCUAAAUAAUUCAUCUCCAAUACAGCAGGAUAGGGAGAGGGGUUUUGCUUUUAACAAGCGCUUUACAGCCACUGAAUUGAAUGGAUGCCUUAUUUGUGAGGGUGGGAGGGAUUUGGAGAAGCAGCCCCCGCUGCACAGGCAGCCACAGAGCCCUGCAGGAUGGACAGCCCAGGCAGCAGGGCUGGAAGGCACUGUGGGGCUGUGCUCCUGGGCCGGGCACUGUGCAACGUGAGCCAAGCAGGAGCACUGCAAUGCUGCAGCAAUGGGGAUCUGUCUGCACUGCCAGCUGCACCCCAUAAGGAACGAAAGAGCCUCCGCAGAACAGACGGAAAAGGUUUUUUCCAAAGCCACUCAGUAACUGCCUUGUAACCUCACUUCUGUACGAUGGGUAGGAAUGGAAUCACUUCCAUUAAACAUCAGUUAGGUGAACUUCUCCCAGGAUUAACAUAUAACAAUGUUUUCUUUCUCUGUUGUUUUCAAUGAGUUUCACCUGAGGUCAAGAGUCCCUAACUCUUUCCAAAACUCAGCAACAGCCCAUAGGGACGAGCACACUUAUUUCCUGCAUCUGUUCUCCAAAUUAAAUCAGAAAGUGCUUAUAAAGGAACAUUCCUGGCAGUCCCCAGGGAAGCUCUGAUGGAGACCUGCCGUGACGGCGAUGCUCACUGCUGAGAUCUCCGCGCUGUGGCACGGCUGGAACCUUUCCUCUCUUCUUUUCCAUUUGAUAUUGUACUAAUUGUAAGGGAAAUGUAACACCACCACAGGGAUCAAAUCUGGAACACUGGCGAGACACCGGUUGGGUUCAAUGGAUCAAGAGAUUCAAUUCAGAUGUUACCGUGCCAUGAGAGCAGCGAGCAGCCAUGCCCUCACAUUGCAGCACCAUUUGUGUUUGCUCUGGCACUGGGAACAUGGUGUGAGGGCGUUUUAGUGGCACAUAUGAACAUGAAGGCAGAGCCCAUGUGCUAUUAACACAGUGCUGCUCUUUGGCACUCGUGAUAAUGUACCGUGUGGAACUAUGACCAAAUCCAACCAGCCCAACCUUCAGCACUGCACAGCAUCUUAGGACACACACAGUGUUUUCAGUAGCAGCAGACUACGGGAUGUGGGGGCUGCAGCCUGGUAGGACAUACCUGUGUUUCUCGCUUCUAUGUACUAUUUUGUAUGGGUUAGAGAAGAUGGCCUCUGUUGUGCAUUGUUUGUGAAAUGUUUCUUAUCCCAGAGAGGUGUACGAUGUAAAAUACGUCAGUGAAAAGUGUAUAUUUUAUGUGAGAGGAAAAUACAUUUUAAUAAAGGUAAAGCUUUGUUAGCUGUAAAAAUGGCAACUGUUCAAGUGUACAGUAACUUCUUACUAAUGUACGAAAAUCUGUGAUAUUUUUGAUUUGAUUGUAUUUGUAUUGCCCAAAUAAAACAUUUUGGCUGUAUUGUU
Gallus gallus (chicken) is the source of this 21119-nucleotide messenger RNA. RefSeq names its product neuronal growth regulator 1 (gene NEGR1). The record is from RefSeq and is a predicted model, not a curated record. The transcript has 8 exons. Bases 41 to 1141 code for a protein of 366 amino acids. Lineage: Eukaryota; Metazoa; Chordata; Aves; Galliformes; Phasianidae. Gene Ontology annotation, cellular component: neuron projection.